Messenger RNA from Periophthalmus magnuspinnatus, 2834 nucleotides. RefSeq names its product phosphatidate phosphatase LPIN2-like. The coding region runs from base 72 to 2834 and encodes 920 amino acids. The record is from RefSeq and is a predicted model, not a curated record. Gene Ontology annotation, biological process: triglyceride biosynthetic process; cellular response to insulin stimulus; fatty acid catabolic process. Lineage: Eukaryota; Metazoa; Chordata; Actinopteri; Gobiiformes; Gobiidae. The transcript has 20 exons. Gene Ontology annotation, cellular component: cytosol; nucleus; endoplasmic reticulum membrane. Gene Ontology annotation, molecular function: transcription coactivator activity; phosphatidate phosphatase activity.
AGCAGGUGCAUGUGGGCCGAACGAAUACAUGGAUACCUGCCAAUGACGACCCUCUCUUACAGGUGGACACCAUGAACUAUGUGGGGCAGCUGGCAGGGCAGGUGCUGGUCACUGUCAAAGAGCUGUACAAGGGCAUAAACCAGGCCACUCUGUCGGGCUGCAUUGAUGUCAUCGUGGUGCGGCAGCCUGAUGGGACCUUCCAGUGCUCCCCCUUCCACGUUCGCUUUGGAAAACUGGGGGUGCUACGCUCCAGGGAGAAAGUGAUUGAUAUAGAAAUAAAUGGGGAACCUGUAGAGCUUCACAUGAAACUUGGAGACAAUGGAGAGGCAUUCUUUGUUCAAGAGAUGGAGCAGCACAAUGAGGUUGUCCCAGCCCACCUGGUGACCUCUCCGAUCCCCACAGAAGAGGCUCUGUUAAGGACUAGAGAGGCCAGAUGUGGCGGCAUGGGGGCAGAGGGCAGUGCGGUUCCAUGUUCGGGAGAAGCCUCCUGUGAAAACUCCCCAUCCUUCUCCAACACUAUGAGUAAGAAGAAGAAGAGGCGUCGAAGGAAACACAAGGCCGAACCACGAAAAGAGGAGACCAGCCCUGCAAUUGAGCUGGAGCUGGGAGACCUCAGCUCAGACGGAGACCUCAACUCACACAACGGGCGGACUUCUUCACUGUCCAUAAUAAAGGAUAAUAUAGAACACCGGCAGCACACCCCACUCACUGGGCUGGAAUGGGACAGCUACCCCUUCUCUGAUGGAGACUGGGCUCCCUGUGCCGAGUACGACAGAGACAUGUCCGAGUCAAUGUCCCCAAAGAGUGACUCGGAGCUCAUGGUGAAGCCCACAGAAAACCUUCUCCGAGCAGACACACACAUGCAGUGGUCCUGGGGGGAGUUUCCAGAGUCCACCUGGAACAAAAAGUCAGAGCCCAAGCCACUGACCAUAACUCCCUCAGAAAACACACAUUUCCGAGUGAUCCUGAGUUCUGAGGCCAUGGAGGAGGAGACGAGAGGAACUGAGACACCAUCAAACAACAUGUGCAAUAUUGUGAAACCAGAGCCUCAGACCGCUAAACCAGGCCAGCUGCAUAAUACUUCAUCACAGCCUGAGUAUUUCUGUGGCAAACCUACAAGCUUAAGUUCAAAAGAGUUUCCUGCUAACUCUGAUAGUCACUCCAAAACUGUGCGCAAGACACGCUGGACCUCCUCUCCCCCAAGUCGCAAGAACAGCGGAGGCUCGAAUAUGACUGGAGACUUCGCUGCUCUCAUAAGUCCUGACCCAAAACCCUCCCCCACAGACUCACCAGUAAAGAAGAAAGGAGUGAGAAAACGCAGUCAGCAUCAGGGACCAGAAGACAUUUAUCUGGAUGAUUUGAAUAAACUUGAUCCUGAUGUUCUGGCCCUUUAUUUUCCUAAAAGUGAGUCGGAGCAGGUGCCUAAACACUGGGUGGAGGGGGGCAGAUGCUCGGGGUCCCAAUCCCCUCAGUCGGUGGGUAGUGCAGCUGCAGACAGUGGCACUGAAUGUCUGUUUGAUUCAGCUGGAGACCUGCCCGAUGUCACCUUGUCCCUCUGCGGUGGCAUUGGGGAGAACUCAGAGAUUUCCAAAGAAAAGUUCAUGGAACACAUCAUCACUUACAAUGAGUUUGCAGAGAACCCAGCAAUAAUUGACAAUCCAAAUUUAGUGGUUAAAAUUGCAAACAGAUACUAUAACUGGACACUGGCAGCCCCACUGAUACUCAGUAUGCAGGCUUUCCAGAAGAACUUACCAAAGGCCACAGAGGAGGCAUGGGUGAAGGAGAAAAUGCCAAAAAAAUCGGGGCGCUGGUGGUUUUGGAGAAAGAGUAUUGUAAAGCAGUUGUCAACAGAACCCAAAUUAGAGAGGGAAGAGUCACUGACCAGUGAGAGCCUGGCCCUUCAACCGGCCCCUGAAACACAAUCCAAAACAACAGAGUGGUCCAGUGAUGAUGAGACUAAAGAGCUAAAUACUGUGGCUCCUGCUUUGACACCUUCUGAGCGUGUGCAGAUUGAGUCUGUGGCACUGUCCUCAGGGCCCUCCUAUAAGAAGUCGCUCCGCUUGUCCUCAGAACAAAUAAGUGGUUUGAAGCUGAGAGAAGGGCCUAAUGAUGUCACCUUCAGUAUAACCACUCAGUACCAGGGCACAUGUCGGUGUGAGGGCACCAUCUACCUGUGGAACUGGGAUGACAAGGUCAUCAUAUCUGACAUUGAUGGCACAAUCACAAAAUCAGAUGUGUUUGGACACAUCCUCCCCCACCUGGGGAAAGACUGGACUCAUCAGGGCAUUGCUAAACUCUACCACUCAGUGCACGAGAACGGUUAUAAGUUUUUGUACUGCUCAGCAAGGGCCAUUGGCAUGGCAGACAUGACACGAGGAUAUUUACAUUGGGUGAAUGAUAGAGGAACUCUGCUGCCUCAGGGGCCCCUCAUGCUCUCCCCUAGCAGCCUCUUCUCUGCCUUCCACAGAGAAGUCAUUGAAAAAAAGCCAGAAAAGUUCAAAAUUGAAUGCCUGACAGACAUUAAGAACCUGUUCUACCCAAACACUCAUCCCUUCUACGCAGCUUUUGGAAACAGAGACAAUGAUGUGUUUGCCUACAAGAAAGUGGGUGUGCCUGUGAGCCGGAUCUUUACAGUGAACCCAAAAGGGGAGUUGAUUCUGGAGCUAGCCAAAGGCAAUAAAACAUCAUACAACCGCCUGAGUGAGCUGGUGGAGCAUGUGUUCCCCUUAAGAAACACACAACACAAUGCCACCUUCUGCUGCCCAGAGUUCAGCUCGUUCUACUUCUGGAGGCAGCCAAUUCCCCCAGUGUGCUUUGAGGAGCUGGGCUUUUAA